Messenger RNA from Drosophila navojoa, 1998 nucleotides. RefSeq names its product DNA-binding protein Ewg (gene ewg). The record is from RefSeq and is a predicted model, not a curated record. Gene Ontology annotation, biological process: regulation of transcription by RNA polymerase II. Lineage: Eukaryota; Metazoa; Arthropoda; Insecta; Diptera; Drosophilidae. Gene Ontology annotation, molecular function: DNA-binding transcription factor activity.
CAGCAGCAGCAGCACCGCCAGCACCGUCAGCAACCACCAGCAACCAGCAGGAGCAGACGUGCCACAGCCACCAAGCUGGCAACCACAAGCUAUCGGCUGGUUGUGGCGCCGGCUGGCAGCCAAAGGAGCGGCGGGAAUGUGGUCGUCAGCAGCGUCAGCGGUGGCGCCACCGUCACGGGCAACACAAUUGUCACCACGGGCAACGGCAGCAACAGCUCCGGCAGCGGCGGCGGUGGCGGCGGCGGCGGCCUGAACGUGACCACAAUCACCACCACCAGCAAUAGCUCGCAGGCGCAGUCGUCGUCCGGUGGCCAGAGCAAUGGCACCACCUACAAGAUCGAGAUGCUGGACGACGACAUGCAGAGUCUGGCCACAGAUGACGAGGACGAUGAUUUGAUUAGCAGCGAGGGCAGUCUGUACGAUGGCGAUCUCAAUACGCUGGCCAACGACGAUGUCGCCCAUCAGUUGGCGGCUGCUGGGCCAGUGGGCGUGGCAGCGGCCGCUGCGAUAGCCAGCUCAAAGAAACGCAAGCGUCCGCACUGCUUCGAAACGAAUCCCUCGGUGCGCAAGCGGCAACAGAAUCGUCUGCUGCGCAAGCUGCGCGGCAUCAUCUACGAAUUCACCGGGCGCGUGGGCAAGCAGGCGGUGGUGCUGGUGGCGACACCCGGCAAGCCGAACACCAGCUACAAGGUGUUCGGGGCUAAGCCGCUGGAGGAUGUGCUGCGCAAUCUGAAGAACAUUGUGAUGGAUGAGCUGGACAAUGCACUGGCCCAACAGGCGCCGCCGCCGCCCCAAGAGGAUCCGUCGCUGUUCGAGCUGCCCGGCCUGGUCAUCGAUGGCAUACCGACGCCCGUUGAGAAGAUGACGCAGGCACAGCUGCGUGCGUUCAUACCGCUCAUGCUCAAGUAUUCGACGGGGCGCGGCAAGCCGGGCUGGGGGCGAGAGUCGACACGGCCGCCAUGGUGGCCCAAGGAGUUGCCGUGGGCGAAUGUGCGCAUGGAUGCCCGCUCCGAGGAUGACAAGCAGAAGAUUAGCUGGACCCAUGCGCUGCGCAAGAUUGUGAUCAAUUGCUAUAAAUAUCAUGGACGCGAAGAUCUGCUGCCGACAUUCGCCGACGACGAGGACAAGGUGAAUGCGCUGAUCUCGCAGUCUGGCGACGAGGACGAGGACAUGGAGCAGCUAUCCAAUACGCCCACCAUACAGACGGUGCAAACGGUGACGCCGGCCACCAAUCAAACCACCAGCCAACCACAACAGGUGAACGUGGUGAAGAUCAACAGCGCUGGCACAGUGAUCACAACGCACACAGCCCAAUCGAAUACGCCAGCUCCGACGAUCAUCCAAAGCACGAACAAUCAACAUGUGACCACGACGGCCACACUGCCGGCAUCGACUAAGAUCGAGAUAUGCCAGGCGCCAGCGCCACAGCAGCAGCAGCAGCAGCAACAUCAUCAUCAGCAACAGCAGCAGCAACACCACCACCAACAGCAGCAGCAGCACCAUCAGCAGCAGCAUCUGCACACAACCAGCAACAACAAUACGACCACAGUGCACAUCCAGGCGGUCAGCCAGUCGCAGCCGCAAACGAUUCAAUUGACAACGGCGAGCGGUACGGCCACAGCGACGGCUGUGCAGACAACAGCAGCCGCUGUAAGUGCAUCACAGGCGGCACAGGCAGCUGCCGCAGCUGCUCAGCAGCAGCAGCAACAACAGCAGCAGCAGCAGCAGCAACAGCAAUCGAACGCUGCUCAGACCGUAACCGCCCAACAGAUAGCCAAUGCCCAAGUUUGCAUCGAGCCCAUAACGCUGAGCGACGUUGAUGUUCGUACUAAUCUCUCUGAACUUGUAACUAAACUAGACUCAAUCUUCAAACUUGAAACCCUAAUCCAGCUGUUUGACCUUGGGCAUUAUGCACGACGAUUUGAUCGAAGCAAAGCAAAGAUCAAACAUUAUAAAUUCUCUCUUUACAUCAAAUUUUUGUGAAAGCUUUACCCAUAU